Messenger RNA from Salvelinus sp. IW2-2015, 1963 nucleotides. Its product is annotated as beta-1,4-galactosyltransferase 1. NCBI's taxonomy places the organism in Eukaryota, Metazoa, Chordata, Actinopteri, Salmoniformes, Salmonidae. Gene Ontology annotation, biological process: protein N-linked glycosylation; carbohydrate metabolic process. Gene Ontology annotation, molecular function: cytoskeletal protein binding; beta-N-acetylglucosaminylglycopeptide beta-1,4-galactosyltransferase activity. The record is from RefSeq and is a predicted model, not a curated record. Gene Ontology annotation, cellular component: Golgi apparatus.
AUCUGGUCCCUCUCCUAGAGUGAAUUUAAAUUCAAACAAAUCUCAGCCUAGGGACUUGCAAAUUAAUAAAGACUACGUAAUUAGUAUAUUUUGGGCAUUUUACUGAAUCGUUUGUUAGUGCAGUUCCCUAGUAGGCUAGGAUUUCCUCGUCGUGGCUUUUAUUAUAGAGGAAGCCACAGGUCCACUAGCUGUCAUAUUACUGCCAUAAAGUGUAGUACAGAGUGCAUUUACUCUCGGGAGCCUACGACAAUUGAUGGUCACGGCCAGCAUGCAACCACCACACAGUAGAGAAAAAAAUUAUCUUAUCUUGUUUUUUAUCUUUAAACUAUACUGAUUUUUUCAAAAAAUAAAUAGAGUAUUUGUAAAUAGCUUUUUUAAUACCGUCGGUGAGUAAACGGAUAUGUGUUUCGGUUCGGUUCGGCAUAUGACAACCGCAUUAUGCUCGACUCAUCUCUCAACUUUAGGCUGCGGAGGAGAGGCUGCACCUUGGUUGUAGUUUUAGGUGUUAUUAAUCUCUUAGUGGCUUUAUUUUAUUUCAUGGGUUACUCGAAUGGGUUGUCACCAAACCAACAACUACAGACACAGACGCGAAUUGAAACGGAUUUUAUUACCGUGACACUUCCACCGGAAGAUAUUGGACAUCACGACCUUAAUAAUAACAGCGUAGUAACAUUGCAAACUCCGAAGCUUCACGAUAUACAUUUACCCAAUACAACUACUACAACAACUACUAACACUACUACUACUACUACUACAACUUCGUGGAAAAAGUUAGAAAAAUGUCCUGAUCCGUCUCCACAUCUUGUUGGGCCUCUCAGGYUUGAGUUCUCUACGCCUGUCAGCUUGGACACAGUGAGGAAGGAGAACCCAGGUCUGCAGGAAGGAGGUCGCUACAAACCACAUGACUGUGUCGCCCUCCAGAAGGUUGCUCUAAUCAUCCCCUUCCGUCAUCGUGACGAGCACCUCAAGUUCUGGCUCUACUACCUCCAUCCCAUCCUUCAGCGCCAACAGCUGGACUAUGGUGUCUACGUCAUCAAUCAGGAUGGAGACAACACYUUCAACAGGGCCAAGCUGAUGAACAUUGGCUAUGCUGAGGCCCUGAAAGAGUAUGACUACGACUGCUUUGUGUUCAGUGACGUGGACCUCAUCCCCAUGYAUGACCGCAACACCUACAAAUGCUUCAGCCAGCCCAGACACCUGUCUGUCUCCAUGGACAAGUUUGGCUUCAAGUUGCCCUAUAACCAGUUCUUUGGCGGUGUCUCAGCGUUAAGUAAGGAGCAGUUCCUGAAAAUCAAUGGCUUUCCCAACAGCUACUGGGGCUGGGGUGGUGAAGAUGAUGACAUUUUCAACAGGGUGAGCUCCAGAGGAAUGUCCAUCUCUCGUCCAGAUAGCGAGGUCGGAAAAUGCCGGAUGAUCCGUCACGAAAGAGACAAACUGAACGACCCAAAUCCUCAGAGGUUUGACAGAAUACAACGCACGAGACUGACGAUGAAUACCGAUGGGAUCAGCUCUCUCAAGUACGAAGUCAUCAAAGUGGAAAAGGAUCCUCUGUUCACGAAAAUCACAGUAGAUGUGGGGAAACCUUAGUGAAAGUGGAUAAAUGUGAGGAGUUAUUUUGCACAUCACUUAUCACAAGGUGGCGGGCAGUGAAAGCACGGCAGAACCAUGGAAUACAAUACUGAGAAUGCUCUGAACGCGGGCAUUUAUUGUGGAAACAAAUGGACAGCACUUGGACGAAUAAGAUGGCACAACAAGACCUUGUYAAUAUCAGAGUGGAUCAAAAUGUUUGGUCAACAUGUUUGAUGGCAGUACAAAAGGSAGAGUGKGUGGGACGAAUAACUUAUUUUGUASAUKAUUUGUAWUGAGUUGCCUGUGUGUAAUUCUGUACGGGACAACUACUUGAUUUAAAUGCGUAUAUAAGUUUCAUAAAUAUGUAUAUAGUUAAUACAUAUUUUAUACAUUG